CUAACUAAUAUCUGAAAUAAAUACAAUCCAUUAUUAACUUGUACCUAACAAUAAAUAAACAAUUACUUCACAAAACUGUUUUUUUCCUCCCUAUUUCAAGAAUCAAUCUUUUUCAGUUCACCUUAAAAAAGGGGCUUUUGAUUUAUAAAUUCCAUUUUUUCUUCAAAACCCCAUUAUAAGAUCUAAGUAGAAAACCCUAGAAGUGCAAAAAAAAAAUGGAUUUUGUCAUAGCACAAGGAAAUAAUUUCACUACAUCUGCCAACAACAUGAUUCAAGGUACAAACUUUAUUGCCAACAGUACAACCAUGAUUGCGUCCUCGGUUCCUCCGUUGAGUCGAUAUGAGAAUCAAAAACGUCGCGAUUGGAACACUUUUUGCCAGUAUGUCAGAAACCACCAACCCCCUCUUUCACUUCCUCAGUGCAGUAGUGCACAUAUCCUGGAAUUCCUCAGGUAUUUGGACCAAUUCGGAAAAACCAAAGUCCACAACCAAAAUUGUCCAUUUUUUGGGCUACUAAAUCCUCCAGCACCAUGUCCUUGUCCAUUAAGGCAAGCAUGGGGAAGUCUUGAUGCACUAAUUGGUAGGCUUAGAGCUGCUUAUGAAGAAAAUGGUGGAAAGCCAGAAAUGAAUCCAUUUGGUUCAAGAAAUGUGAGGCUAUUUUUAAGAGAAGUGAGAGAUUUUCAGUCUAAAUCAAGAGGGGUUAGUUAUGAAAAGAAGAGGAAGAGGCCAUCAUCAUCAACAAAUAAUAAUAAGCAAAAAAUAACCAUGGCGGUUGAUGGUGGUGAUUGUGGUACAGGUAGAUGUGCAACUUUUUGUGGAUACGGAAAUAUUGGUAAUGAUAAUUGAGAGUGAUUGUGUAGACAGGAUUCAUGGUGACCAGGAGGUUCUGGCUAGCUGCAAAAACAAUUUCUUGUAGAAAUGCAAGAGUAAAGUUGCGUACAUAAGAUCCAAUUAUGUGAUCGAUUUGCAUUUCAAUCCCUAAAUUUUAGCGCGUAUUGUGGAAGCUUAGUAUACUGAAAUGUGCGCACUUUUAUUGAAUAAUUGCCUAGUUGAAA
Molecule: messenger RNA, 1054 nt
Organism: Solanum stenotomum
Lineage: Eukaryota; Viridiplantae; Streptophyta; Magnoliopsida; Solanales; Solanaceae
Product: protein LIGHT-DEPENDENT SHORT HYPOCOTYLS 1-like
Exons: 2
Coding region: 216-845 (209 amino acids)
Biological process (GO): response to light stimulus; mRNA transcription
Cellular component (GO): nucleus
Source: RefSeq, a predicted model, not a curated record